Molecule: messenger RNA, 504 nt
Organism: Lycium barbarum (goji berry)
Lineage: Eukaryota; Viridiplantae; Streptophyta; Magnoliopsida; Solanales; Solanaceae
Exons: 1
Coding region: 1-504 (167 amino acids)
Molecular function (GO): nucleic acid binding; zinc ion binding
Source: RefSeq, a predicted model, not a curated record
AUGAAAAAUCACGAGAAUCGACCUAUUGGCGCUGCACCACUCCCCGAAGUGAAUGAGGUGUAUGCCCACUACUCUAGGCGUGGAAAAGGUCGUGGCCCCGGUUGUGGUCAUGAUAAUAGUCGUGGUCGUGAUAAUAGUCGUGGUCGUGAUAAUGGUCAAGGAAGAAAUUAUUUUCCUGGUGUUAAUCACCCUUCAAAGAAAAAUUACCAUCAAAAGGGGAAAAAGAAGGAUGAGAGGCAUGAAGUGCCAGAAGCACGUGACUCAGAAAAUAAAUGCUAUCGAUGUGGUGGAAGUGGACACUGGGCCCGUACCUGUCGUACGGUGAAGCACUUGGUUGAGCUUUAUCAGGCAUCAAUAAAAAGGAAAGAGAAAAAUCCCGAAGCUCAUUUUAUCUCUGAAAAUCAAAUUGACAUCACACACUUGGAUGUAGCAGAUUGCUUUGAGCAUCCUGAAGGAAAGAUAGAUCACUUGAUUGGUGAUGGUUCUGUGGUUAGAGAUGAUUGA